Messenger RNA from Striga hermonthica, 1017 nucleotides. NCBI's taxonomy places the organism in Eukaryota, Viridiplantae, Streptophyta, Magnoliopsida, Lamiales, Orobanchaceae. The record is from the annotation of a GenBank genome assembly.
AUGGCCACCACUGUACUAAACACACCACCUGGGUUUUGUGCGCCGGCGGCGGCGUUUUCCGGCGCUUCCUCCUUCAAACCUGUAGUAAAUUCUACCAGCGUUUCAUUUUCACCCAACAGGCUUCCAGUGAUAAGGUGUCGGAUUUACAGCACGGGCUACAAGAGGAAGUUACCCAUCCGCCAGGUUCCAAAAUUCGUGACCUUUGCGGCCGAAGGUGAAACUGUGGAGGUCCAGACGGAAACCCAAGAGAAAGACCCGGUUGAAGGAGUCGAACCCGGAAAUGAGGUGAACAACACAGAUGGUGCAGUUGACGCUGAUUCUUCUAGUGAGAGUGAAAACACAGUUCUUGAAGAACAUAGCUCUGUGGUUAUAUCUUCUUUAAAUCUGUACAAAGAAGCUCUAGUAAAUAACAAUGACUCGAAAAUCACUGAGGUGGAAUUAUUUCUCAAAUCCAUUGAAGAUGAGAAAAUCGAUCUUCAGAAGAAGGUGGCCCAGCUAACCGAAGAACUAUCGUACGAGAAAGAUCGGGUCCUUAGGAUCAGUGCUGAUUUUGACAAUUUCCGUAAAAGGACAGAGAGGGAGCGCCUUUCGCUAGUUUCAAAUGCGCGAGGAGAAGUUGUUGAAAAUCUCUUGCCCGUUUUAGAUAAUUUCGAGAGAGCCAAAACUCAGAUCAAACUGGCAACUGAAGGGGAAGAAAAAGUUAGCAACAGUUACCAGAGCAUAUACAAGCAGUUUGUGGAGGUUUUGGGGUCUCUUGGAGUGGUCCCUGUGGAGACAGUGGGAAAGCCAUUUGAUCCCAUGCUACACGAAGCCAUAAUGCGUGAAGAUUCGACCGAGUACGAAGAUGGCGUUGUUAUUGAAGAAUACAGAAAAGGAUUUCAACUCGGCGAAAGACUGUUACGCCCAUCAAUGGUGAAGGUCUCAGCUGGGCCCGGGCCUGUCGAAAAUGGCUGCCCAGAGGAAGCCAAUGAGAACAACAAUGAUCAAGAGGAUAGCCCAGACACCACAACUGCCUGA